GAGGAGCUGCACAGCUUCCGGCCCCCCUAGAGCUGCACAGGGCGAGAAGGGCUAGUGCUCUGCUUGGCCACGAGACACAGCUUCAUGCCAGGGUUCUGGUAGCUUCCUCUUCUAUAUCCACUUCCGUGUGGCCCUGGGGACCCCAGAGGCAAGUGCUACUGUCUGUUGCCCAGGCCACCGUCCACCUCCAGUUUGGAGCCCUGCCCCUCUGGGGUUGGGCCAAACCCAACUACUGACUGGGAUUCCAUGGGGGACUGGUAGGUCAAAGGUCUUGGGGGGACAGAGCUGUCGGGGCCAGAUCCCUGGGGCUCUGGCCAUGAAGUCUCGGCAGAAAGGAAAGAAGAAGGGUUACUCCAAGGAGCGAGUGUUUGGGUGUGACUUACAGGAGCAUCUGCAGCACUCAGGCCAGGACGUGCCCCAGGUGCUAAGGAGCUGUGCAGAGUUUGUGCAAGAGUAUGGCGUGGUGGAUGGAAUCUACCGCCUCUCAGGGGUCUCCUCUAACAUCCAGAAGCUCCGGCAGGAAUUCGAGGCAGAGCGGAAGCCGGAUCUUCGGCGGGACGUUUACCUCCAGGACAUUCACUGCGUCUCUUCCUUGUGCAAGGCCUAUUUCAGAGAACUGCCAGACCCCCUCCUCACUUACCGGCUCUAUGACAAAUUUGCUGAGGCAGUGGCAGUACAGCUAGAGCCAGAACGCUUGAUCAAGAUCCUUGAAGUGCUUCAAGAACUCCCUGCCCCAAACUACAGGACGCUGGAGUUCCUUAUGAGGCACUUGGUCCACAUGGCCUCAUUUAGUGCCCAAACCAACAUGCAUGCCCGAAAUCUGGCGAUUGUGUGGGCCCCCAACCUGCUGAGGUCUAAGGACAUAGAGGCCUCAGGCUUCAAUGGGACAGCAGCAUUCAUGGAGGUGCGUGUGCAGUCCAUUGUUGUGGAGUUCAUCCUCACCCAUGUGGACCAGCUCUUUGGGGGUGCUUCCCUCUCUGCUGGUGCAGAUUUGGAGAGUGGGUGGAAAUCAUUUCCAGGGGCCCGGGCAUCAGGCAGUUCUGAAGAUAUCAUGCCCAGGUCUCUUCCCUACCAUUUGCCCAGCAUCUUGCAAGCUGGCGAUGGACCUCCACAGAUCCGGCCCUACCAUACGAUCAUUGAGAUCGCAGAACACAAGCGAAAGGGAUCUUUGAAGGUCAGGAAAUGGCGAUCUAUCUUCAAUUUGGGUCGCUCUGGCCAUGAGACAAAACGUAAACUUCCACUGAGGGCUGAGGACAGGGAAGAAAAAUCCAGUAAGGGGACACUGCGGCCUGCUAAGAGCAUGGACUCACUGAGUGCUGCAGCUGGGGCCAUUGACGAGCCCGAGGGACUGGCAGGAACCAGCAGUUCUCAGCCAAGCUCACUGGUGUCUGAGAGCUUGGAGAAUAGUUCUAUGGAAGCAGCAGAGAGUGAACAGGAGCCUGAGUUAGAGGCAUCGGGCAGUGCAAAUUCUGAGCCAGGAACUCCACGAGCUGGGCGAUCAGCUAUUCGGGUCUCAGGGAGCAGUCGUGCAGAGCGCUGUGCUGGUGUCCAUAUCUCAGACCCCUACAACGUCAACCUCCCUCUACACAUAACCUCUAUCCUCAGUGUACCUCCAAACAUCAUCUCUAACGUCUCCUUGGUCAGGCUUACCCGUGGCCUUGAGUGCCCUGCUCUACAUCCCAGGCCAAACCCUGCCUCAGGUCCCAGCCCAGGCCCUGGCCCCCCAGAUGAGAAGUCGGAGGCAAGAUCAGUCCCAGGCCCCCUGACUGACUCAAGCCCAGAAGACACGACCCCUGCCCUGGAAGACUCCUUGUCCCAGGAGGUGCAGGAUUCCUUCUCCUUCCUAGAGGACUUGAGCAGCUCAGAGCCUGAGUGGGUGGGGGUAGAGGCUAGGGAAGUGACCAAGGCAGGAGCCUCAGGAGCAGCAGGAGCAGCAGCUUUCUCCCUUGGGGAGGACGACCCUGGGAUGGGCUACCUGGAGGAGCUCCUGGGAGUUGGGCCUCAGGUGGAAGAGUUCUCUGUGGAACCACCCCUGGAUGAUCUGUCUCUGGAUGAUGCACAGUACGUCCUGGCUCCUAGCUGCUGUUCCCCCGAUUCUGACGGCCCCACACCUGAAGUGGAAGAGGAAAAUGGGGAAGAAGUCUUCUUGAGUGCCUAUGAUGAUCUGAGUCCCCUUCUGGGACCUAGACCCAUGAACUGGGAGGGUGUAGGGAGUCUGGAGGAAGAGGCAGCAAGGUGUGGGAAACAACCUCCAAUACAGGCUGAAGAGAAACAGGUAUGCUGGGAAGCUGAAGAGGACAAGGAGGCUGAACCUGGAAGCACAUCAGAUAACAGGGAAGAUGCAGAGGCAAUUCCAGAGACUGAUAUGGAAGCCGGAAAGGCUGAUGAGGGAGGAGGGGAGGCUGAAAUAAGCCAAAAGGUGAUGGGUAGUUCUGAAGAAGGCAGUGGUGAAGAGAUAGAGACCAUGGAAGAGAAUUCCAAAGGUCAGGGGGUUGAAAGUAUAGAGACUAAGGAUAUGGAGGAAACAAGAGGAGAAGAGGAUAAACACGAGAAGGAAAGUGAGAUUGGGAGAAAAGAAGGAACUGAGAAAGGAGAGGACAUCCCUGUAGAAUCUGGAAUGGAUCCAGAACAUCCGGUCCAGGAAAACCUGCUUCGUGGGGAGAGCUGGGAAGAUGUACACACACAAGAGGCCGAGAAAGGCAAAAAGGAUGAGAUCAAAGGACUGAGGGGGAAUAGUGACACCAAGUCAAGAGAAGACCAAGGACAUGGUGAAGCUAGUGGAAGUCCAGAAGAAGAUGAUGGGGAGGGAGGGGAGGUCAGCAAGGAACGAAAAAGUAUAGAUAUAGAGACUGAAGGCAAGAGAGCUGUCGGUGAGCACUCGGAAGAGGGGGCCUUCUCUGACAGGUCAGGUGUAGAGCUCCUGGAGGUUGACAGUACAGAAGUCAAUGAACAGUCUUUUGAGAUGGAACAAGGCCCUCCACAGCCAUCUGAGCCAGAGGGGAUGGAGGCUGAGGAACAGCUCAGUCCUGAGGCAUGUGACCUCUAUUCUUGUCCCUGUGGUUCAACUGGUGGUGUAGGCAUGCGUCUGGCUUCCACCCUAGUUCAGGUCCAACAGGUCCGCUCUGUUCCUGUAGUGCCCCCCAAACCACAGUUUGCCAAGAUGCCCAGUGCAAUGUGUAGUAAGAUCCAUGUAGCACCUGCAAGCCCGUGUCCUAGACCUGGUAGGCUUGAUGGGACUCCUGGAGAAAGGGCUUGGGGGUCUCGUGCUUCUUGGAGGAAUGGGGGUAGUCUUUCCUUUGAUGCUGCUGUGGCCCUGGCCCGGGAACGACAGAGAACUGAGGCUCAGGGAGUUCGACGAACCCAGACUUGUACUGGGGGUGGUGAUUAUAGCCUCCACUCUAGAACCUCUCCUCUCAGCAUGACUCCUGCCCAUUCUUCCCGGCCCCUUAGCUGUCUGGAACUCCCACCUGAAGGCACAGAAGGGUCUGAGCCUAGGAGUCGGUUUAGUUUGCCACCUAGAGAGCUUCAGCCUCUUGUCCCUCUUACGUCCCCUCAGCGACAGACAUAUGCAUUUGAAACACAGACUAACCGUGGGAAAGAAGAAGGGCUGUGAUUAGGAUGGGACAAGAGGAACCAGAAAUGGUCACCAGUCUCUGGAAUCCCUGCCUAACUGUCUUUGCACCCUCAGUAGCUGAAGUGCUUUGUCCCACAGGUUUGGGUCCUCCAGCUACCUGUUUUGACCAUGGGGGCACUGCCUUGGUGGGUUCACCUUGAGUUUGUGUUAGACACAAAGCACUUAUCUCUUAGCAGAGUCUUAAGAAAUAUAGGAAGGCAUUGUUACCCAGGAAGUUGUGAUUAUUAAUGAAACAUAGGGUAGGUAGAAACUUAUGCGUUUUUUUUUUCUUGAAUUUAAAUACAGAGGGGGAAUUCCAGCCAAACUCCUGCCCUCUUCUGAGGCUGUGAACUUCUCCUCAUAGAAGCCUAGGGUAGAUGUGAAGAACACAGGGCUAGAUAUAGAAUUGCUCAUCCCUGCUGGGCGGUGGUGGCGCACGACUUUAAUCCCAGCACUCGGGAGGCAGAGGCAGGUGGAUCUCUGUGAGUUCGAGGCCAGCCUGGUCUACAGAGUGAGUUCCAGGACAGCCUCCAAAGCCACAGAAAAACCCUGUCUUGAAAAAAAAAAGAAUUGCUCAUCCCUGAUUUGCUCCCAGAUCCUUGGCUGUCUCCUGACCCUUUUAGCUCAAUUAGGAGAAACAUGUCCAAGAAGCUCUUAAAGUCCUCAAUACUCACUGAAGGAAAUAGAUGACAUCCUCUGUCUUCUAUUAUUUUGCAGAAGAGGUCCUGUACAGAUCUCUCUGGUCUUUCUUUUUCCCAUUAGAAUAACCUCCUCCCAUUUCAAAAAAGAGGAUGUCUGGUCAUCACUCCGGCCCUGGCACUGCUUCUCUGCAUAGGUGGAGGCUACAGACCCCGUUUAGCAAUGAUAACUGUUUGAUAAUAAAGUUGAUUGUUUGACACUGAAA
This is a messenger RNA of Mesocricetus auratus (golden hamster), 4517 nucleotides long. It is a transcript of the gene Arhgap30, whose product is annotated as Rho GTPase activating protein 30. The coding region runs from base 317 to 3613 and encodes 1098 amino acids. The transcript is spliced from 12 exons. The record is from RefSeq and is a predicted model, not a curated record. Gene Ontology annotation, biological process: small GTPase-mediated signal transduction. NCBI's taxonomy places the organism in Eukaryota, Metazoa, Chordata, Mammalia, Rodentia, Cricetidae. Gene Ontology annotation, molecular function: GTPase activator activity.